UCUGCAGGGCAGGCGGCCCCGCCCCCCCCCCCCGCGUGUGCGCAGGCGCGUAGCAGCCCAGGUUCCCGCAGGCUCAGCAUUCAGUGACCACAGGCUGAUUGUUGUAGGUUUAUGCCACCUGCCCAGAGGGGGUGGUGAUGGAUGGCAGAGCGGAAACGGAGGUCAUGAGAAGCACCAAAGGGAAUGCCGCUGGGGAGGUCAGCGUCCAUCUUGUCGCCAAUGAGAACACAGUGCAGAAUGCACACCUGCCUGCGACUGCCUUCAUCAUCCCAGCAAAUGCCACCACCAUCAACCUCCCAGCCAGCACCUUAGAGAUCCAGCGAUUUCCCCGGGAGCCGCAGAGAAACGCAGGCGCCGAGAGACUGGAGAGGGGGGCAGGGAACGAGCCGAUCACGGCGACCGUCAUCCCCCAGAUCAGCGGGGUGCAGACCUGCAAUACUGUCCGGGUGCUGGAGUGGAAAGAUGGGGUGGCCACUCUGCCUGGCAGCAACUUAAGGUUUCGGAUAAAUGAAUAUGGGACGCUGAAAGUGGUGAGUGCUGAUAAGAUCCCCCCUGUGGAGCCUCUAAAGGAGGAUCAUGCGGAGAGAGAUGGGGAGUUGGAGGUGGCGCCCACCAGCAGGGACAAUCCAGCUGCUGCUCAGGACGUGUCCGAGCAGCCCAAGCUGCUGACAGCAGAGGGUAUGUGUCACUGCGAUACCUGCGGCCGGAGACAUGUGUCGGAGGGGGCCCGGGAGGGCAGGGGAUUCUGCAGCGAACACUGUCAUCGGCAGUUCAAGGAAAGGUCUGUCAUAGUGGAGAACUCUGCCGGCAGCACUAACGCCACCGAAAUCCUCAAGCCGGUGAAAAAACGGAAAAGAAAGGAUUACCAGAGCCCUUCGGAGGAGGAGGAGUAUGAAUCAGAGCAAAUGGAGGAGAAGCAGGAAGAGAGAAAGAACUCAGGGGGAGACCCCACCAUCAGCAACACGGAGAGUGAAGAGUGGAGCAUGAACCAGCAUGGUUCCAGUGAGGAGAAGAAAGAAGGCUGGUCCUGGGCGUCCUACCUGGAAGAGCAGAAAGCCAUUGCUGCCCCUUUAAAUCUGUUCCAGGGCUACCAGUCAGUUGCCCAGCACAAGAACGGCUUCAAGGUGGGGAUGAAGCUGGAGGGGAUCGAUCCCCAGCACCCUUCGAUGUACUUUAUCCUGACUGUGGCUGAGGUGUGUGGUUAUCGGAUGCGUCUGCACUUUGACGGCUACUCUGAAUGCCAUGAUUUCUGGCUGAACGCUGACUCCCCCAACAUUCAUCCUGCUGACUGGUCUGAGGAGACGGGGCAUAAACUGCAGCCCCCCAAAGGGUGUUUAGGUUACAAGGAGGAGGAGUUCAGCUGGAUGAACUAUCUGAGGAUAACGAAGGCUCAGGCUGCUCCCAGGCACCUCUUUGUGACCCCAAACAAUAACACCGUUCCCACGGGAUUCCAGGUGGGCACGAAACUAGAAGCUGUGGACCGCAUGAACCCUUCCUUGAUAUGCGUUGCCACGGUGACGGACGUGGUGGACAAUCGUUUUCUGGUGCACUUUGACAACUGGGAUGAUACUUAUGACUACUGGUGCGACCCCAGCAGUCCGUACAUCCACCCAGUCGGCUGGUGUCAGGCACAUGGGAAACCCCUCACGCCUCCUCAAGACUAUCCUGACCCUGACAGCUUCAACUGGGAAAAAUACCUGAUGGAAACCGGAGCAUCUGCAGUGCCAGCUUGGGCCUUUAAAGUGCGGCCACCCCACAGCUUUCUGGUCAACAUGAAGCUGGAGGUGGUGGACAGGCGGACUCCCUCCCUCAUCCGCGUGGCCAGCGUGGAAGAUGUGGAGGAUUACCGGAUAAAGGUCCAUUUUGAUGGCUGGAGUCAUGUCUACGAUUUCUGGAUCGAUGCAGAUCAUCCGGAUAUCCAUCCCGUGGGAUGGUGCUCAAAAACUGGACAUCCACUGCAGCCUCCUCUCAGGCCAAAGGAACCAGCCGCUUCUGCCCACGGGGGCUGCCCUACCUUGGGUUGCAAGAGCAUCCCUCAUACCAAAGGCUCCAAGUACAGCUUUCACCACAGGAAGUGUCCAACACCAGGCUGUGACGGCUCUGGACACGUGACGGGGAGAUUCACGGCGCACUACUGCCUCUCAGGGUGCCCCUUGGCAGAGAAGAACCAGGGGAGGCUCAAGGCCGAUCUCUCAGACACUGAGGCCUCGGCCCGCAAGAGGAACCUGAUCGGCUUCCCUCAGCGAAAGAAAUCCCGACACCACGGAAGAGGGCGACCUCCAAAGUAUCGGAAGAUCCAGCAGGAAGAUUUCCAAACUAUUUCCUCGGACAAUAUGCACCAGGCCCUCUUCAUGUCGGCCUUAUCUGCUCACCCUGACCGCUCCCUGUCCCUCUGCUGGGAGCAACACUGCAAACUCCUGCCAGGGGUGGCUGGCAUCACAGCAGCUACUGUGGCCAAGUGGACCAUUGAUGAGGUCUUUAGCUUUGUUCAGACGCUAACAGGUUGCGAGGACCAAGCCAAACUCUUCAAGGAUGAGAUGAUUGACGGGGAAGCGUUCCUUCUGCUGACGCAGGCCGACAUCGUCAAGAUCAUGAGCGUCAAACUGGGCCCAGCACUCAAGAUCUACAACGCCAUCCUCAUGUUCAAAAAUGUCGACGACACCUUAAAGUGACCAUGCCCCACAGCCUGGGACUGCCCUCAGCACUGCAGCUGCCAAGUUGUCUGUCUGGCUCACUGGAGCAGAGACCUUCCCCACUGCAGCAGUUGUAAAAUCCUGCACGCUCCUUCUCUCUCUGAGUCACCUUCUCUGUCCUUGCACCAAACCCAUCUCUCUCUGUCUUUCUCUUCCCCUGCCCUGUUACACUUCUCCUCCGGCCUGGCGGGGGAGCUCCAGUUGGGGUACUGCUGACCAGUGCUCUCUCCCACUGAUGCUUUUAAAAAGACAGAAUGUGGACUUGAGACGGGAUGACCCCCCUACCUUUCAAGCGCUUCUGACUGACCCUGUUCCAUAGGAUGGCGUGUGUGUGUGUGUGUGUGUGUGUGUGUGUGUUUCAGGACCAAUGAGGUACUGGGGAGAAGGUGUGGGGGCUGAGGGAUGGUGGUGCUGCUCAAGAAACCAAGAUCAGAAAUUUUGGUGAUCUCAUAAGAAAUAAGUUGCCUCCAAACGCCCCUUCUCUCACAUACGUGAGUGUGCACACAUGCUUGUUUAGAGGAAUGACUCAUUUUCCCUUUUCUUAGCAAUUGAAGAGGAUUUUCCCAGCAUAUUUCACUGCGUUGGGGGUGGGUAUUUAACGCUUUUUCAAUGGGACAUUCUCAAGUAACUUUUGAUAACAUUCCAUUUGUUUUCUCUCCAGUUUUUGUGACUCUCCCUUUGAAGUUGGGCAGUAACUUUACUUUGCCCCCGCCCUGGUUCACCUUUGCCAUGAGGCCAACUUGAAUUUUCUUCCAUUUCCUUCUGUUUCUCAUGGGGAACGAGUCCAUAGUGCUAUUUAUGCUGCAGAUCUCUUUGCUGCUGGGGGAGUCAGUCUUUUAUUACUAUUUAUUAUUUGUGUUGCAGUAGCAGCUAGGAGCCCAAGUCAUGGACCAGGACCCCACUGCGCUAGGGGCUGUACAAACACAGAACACAACAGUGGACCCUGCCCCAAAGAGCUUACAGCCUAAGUAUAAAUAUACUAGCCACAUCAGCACAGCUCUGGAAUAAGGCUAGUCAGUUAAGUUGUGCCCACUCUGCUGGGUAGGUGGCUGCUCUGUAGCACAGACAUCCUUUGCAGAGUUAGAAUGGCUUUUUCCUUUCUGUCUCAAUAGUGGGGUUUUUAUUUUCAGAUCUCAGCAGCCCUUUGCCAUCAAACUGUAAGAAAUUUAAGGUGGGCCAAAUUUUUGUUCUUAGCUACUUGACACACAUCCCCUUAGGAUAAGACUUGCAAACUGCUUUUUCAAAAGACAAUCACCUGCUGGUUAUUAAUGAGACAGUAUCUUGGGAUUGGCUAAGAAAAGGUCAGUGUAGGUUAUGUGAUGGCAUGUGACCAAUUGCCUUUACUCCAGCCACGUAAAAACUUCCUGAAGGACCAAUCAGAAGAGGUGUAGGCUGGACAGAGGGACCACAGUCCCCAAUCCGCGCUCUGUCAGGUUAGAAACAUUUGCAUUUCCAAGGUCUGCAAUUCCUUAAAGGAAUGGACCUUUUCCUUUGCUUCCCUCCCCUCUCCCCAGUCAUUGAAGGCGGGGAUGAAAGCUCCUACCAUAUGCACCAGCAACAUGUCUCAUAGCAACAUGGCAUAUGAAGUCCACUUUCAUGUACAUAUGGGUCAAAUUCAUGCUAGGCUUCCCAUGGAAAUGCAGCAUUUUGACUCUUUUUAUUAUUGACUCUUUGGGGUCACAUUUGACCUGUCAUUCCAAUGUUUGCUGCUUGCCAUUCAUGAGAGAUUUUUACACAAUUUAUGGGGGUUUUUUGUAAGUGUUUGGGUGUGUUUUGCAAGUUCUCUUUCCUUCCCAUUCAUUUUCUUCCAUUCAUUCAUAUGCUGCCAUAUGUUCAUCUGCGGGGAGAAGCGAAAUGGGAGGAGAGGAGUUGUGGGCUCUGGACCCAAUCCUUCCAUUGAUGCAGUCUGAUCCUCAGCAAAUGGUGCCAAACCGGCCUCCACAUCCAAAGAGGACCUCUUCUCCUGGGCUGUUGUUGGUUGGGAGGAGAGAAAGAUGAGGAGUGACUUUGGGAUACAAACAUGGCUUCAGCUUUGGGACUCUCCAUAUCAACUUCCCCUGAAAUAUUUCCAAACUUCAUCCUGAACGCAAGCAAGUAUCCUGGUUAGCUCGUUAUAUCCCCGUACAAGGCUCAGUCAGUGUCUUUAUAGGAGGCAUAUACUGCAGAGAAAGAAAGGAAGAAGUCUCCUGUUCUCAUCAGCUCCAUCUCAACCUGCUAAGUGACUACAUUUGUCUUUUAGCUAAAGGUGAGCUAAGCAGUGCUGGCUGGAUGCCGGAGGGGCACUCUGGGUUUGGCACUCGAAUGGAGUGUCAGAUGCCUGAGUUGUGCUCUGCAUUUGAAGCUACAAUAAAAGAUCGAGUGGUUGGUUACUAUGGAAGCUGUUCCAAUAAGUGGGCCCAUUUUGAAGGGAACAGGAGCUGUAAAUGUCCGCCCAGGAUUGUCUCCCUAGAAUCUCAAUGGCCAAUGGGAUUAAAUCUCCUGUUCUAUUACUGAGACACUGGGUGAGCUGUUCUCUGGCUACCUGACACCUUACAGACUUUCAGCUGGAUUUCUGGGCUCCUGUGAAACUAACUUCCUGAUUCCUGCUGAGACUGUAGGCUGUAGCCACCUGAGAGCUCCACGGCUAAACUGUGCCCAUCCAACCCUUUCAUACAGCUUCUAGGAGAUUUACCUGAACUGCUUUCUCAUGUCCUUGCAGUGUAACCUCGGACACAGAUCAGACUGGACUGGUAUGCCCACCUGUAGGAAUGGUCUCUCGGGGGAGUCUCUCGGGUCAGAGCUCUCCAAGAAGAUGAUCCUCACUGGAAAUGUGAAGUGAGAUAGAGUGUGUGUGUGUCUGUGUGUGUGUGUGUGUCUGUGUUAAUGACAGCAUUCUUAUGUCAUGCUCGCUUAGCUGCUGCCUCAACCAUAAGUCCAUUUCCCUCUUGGGUUGACUAUUUCCUGACCUUUGAGGUAUGAAGCUUCUGAAUUGGUCUGGGUGAGAGAAAUGCAGAUUUUGUAGACGGCCAAGGGCUAUAUACUGUUAAAGCUUGUAACGUUUUUUUCUUAAAAAGACAAAAACCCAAAGCAGUGUGUGUAUGUGAGACAGAGCGAGAAAAUCUAUUGAUGCUAUUUCGUCUA
This is a messenger RNA of Dermochelys coriacea (leatherback sea turtle), 5813 nucleotides long. RefSeq names its product L3MBTL histone methyl-lysine binding protein 1 (gene L3MBTL1). The record is from RefSeq and is a predicted model, not a curated record. Gene Ontology annotation, biological process: regulation of DNA-templated transcription. Gene Ontology annotation, molecular function: zinc ion binding; protein binding. NCBI's taxonomy places the organism in Eukaryota, Metazoa, Chordata, Testudines, Dermochelyidae. Gene Ontology annotation, cellular component: nucleus. Bases 138 to 2672 code for a protein of 844 amino acids. The transcript is spliced from 22 exons.